Messenger RNA from Medioppia subpectinata, 810 nucleotides. Lineage: Eukaryota; Metazoa; Arthropoda; Arachnida; Sarcoptiformes; Oppiidae. The record is from the annotation of a GenBank genome assembly.
AUGGGCACCGGAAGGAGUGAUUUCAGCCGACAGUUGGAAGGAGAGGACGCUUUCGAUUUGAAACGGUAUACGUUUGUGGCCGUAGAGCUGCCCGGUUGGGGACGAUCCCGACCGCCCGCCCGGCCCUAUGGUCUCGAUGUCUAUCACAACGACGCCGAGUGUUGUUUCAAAGUUAUGGACGACUUAGGCUUCAAGACUUAUUCAGUGAUUGGUUGGUCAGACGGUGCAAAAGUAGCGCUUCUCAUGGCUUAUAUGAACCCGAAUCGGAUCACGUGUUCGGUGGCCAUCGGUAUCUUCGUGUGGGCGACCAAACAGACGAUCGCACCCAUGAUGUUGACCAGAGACACAAAACGGUGGCCAAAGGAACAGUUUGACACCUAUUGCCAAGUCUAUGGCGAUGAAGAGACUCUUCAGCGCCUUUGGGACCAACACAUCAACUUCUGUAGGGCUGCGAUGGAGAACUGCGGCGACGGACAGUAUUUGGUGACACCGGAACAGCUCAGACAGAUCCGAAAUCCAGUACUUCUAGUGCACGGAGAUAUGGACCCGUUGAUUAGUAUAGAGCACCCGAUGUACUGUAAAAACAAUAUACCGGACGCUGUGUUACACCGAUUCCCCGGCGGUUCCCAUAACUGUCAUCAGGUGUUCGCCAAAGAGUUUAAGAAACUCAUUGAAAACUUUUUUGCUGAUUGCGAGUCCGGAGGCUAUUAAUUGACAUCAUUUUCUCAUUUAAAUCUCUUUUUAUUUAAAUUAUACAUUAAUUAUACAGUUAUUAUAAAUUGAAAAUUAAAGUUUGUUUUUGAUCAACAC